AUGAAGAUGAAUGCAUCCCACACUGUGCAUAAUAUUCAUCCAUGUUUUCAGUUAGAUAAUUUUACUACUUUGUUGUUCCCUCCUGAGUCGUCCACUCUAUGUGCGCUGAUAUAUCUUGUGCUUGGACUGUUGUCAGCAGUAACAGUUUGUGGAAACCUUCUUGUUAUAAUCUCCAUUGUUUAUUUCAAGCAGCUGCACAUUCCCACAAACUACCUGAUCCUGUCUCUGGCUGUGGCAGACCUGCUGGUGGGAGUCGUAGUUUUUCCCUUUAGCAUGGCUCAGACUCUGACCUCCUGUCUCUAUCACGAAAAUGUCUUUUGCAAAAUACGAGAUUGUUUUGAUGUUACUAUCAGUACUUCAUCUAUUCUGAACUUGUGCUGUAUUUCCAUUGACAGAUAUUAUGCCAUAUGUAAACCUCUCACAUAUAAGAACACAGUUACAGUGCGUGUGGCUGGGGGAAUGAUCUUCAUGAGCUGGACUGCUGCUGCUGUGGUUGGUACUAGUAUCGUCAUUGGAGGACAUAGUCAGGGCACAUGUGUAGAGAUGUGUCUCGUUGACUUCUUGAUUACAGUAGCUGGGGCUAUUUUUGCAUUUUUCAUGCCUGCAUUUAUCAUGCUUUGUAUUUAUAUCAAGAUCUUCAUCGUGGCUCAGAAACAGAGAAACAACAUUCAGACUUCUAAAUGUGGUGCCAUAAGUAAGAUGGAGAGGAAGGCCACUAAAACCCUGGCCAUAGUGAUGGGAGUCUUCCUCUUAUGUAUGACUCCAUACUUUUUGUGCAUUGUCUUUCUGCCUUUAACCAGUGAAACUCCACCAUUCUCUCUGAUUGAAGCACUCAACUGGCUCACACUGUCCAACUCAAUGCUCAAUCCUUUCAUUUACGCCUUCUUCUACAGUUGGUUCAGGUCUGCCUGUAAAAUUAUAUUAAGUGGACAAAUUUUCACGGGCAACAUUACAAACAUAAGACUGAUGUGA
Periophthalmus magnuspinnatus is the source of this 972-nucleotide messenger RNA. Its product is annotated as trace amine-associated receptor 4-like. NCBI's taxonomy places the organism in Eukaryota, Metazoa, Chordata, Actinopteri, Gobiiformes, Gobiidae. Gene Ontology annotation, cellular component: membrane. The record is from RefSeq and is a predicted model, not a curated record. Bases 1 to 972 code for a protein of 323 amino acids. Gene Ontology annotation, molecular function: trace-amine receptor activity. The transcript has a single exon. Gene Ontology annotation, biological process: G protein-coupled receptor signaling pathway.